Xenopus tropicalis (tropical clawed frog) is the source of this 2542-nucleotide messenger RNA. RefSeq names its product stromal cell derived factor 4 (gene sdf4). NCBI's taxonomy places the organism in Eukaryota, Metazoa, Chordata, Amphibia, Anura, Pipidae. Gene Ontology annotation, cellular component: Golgi lumen. Gene Ontology annotation, molecular function: calcium ion binding. The record is from RefSeq and is a predicted model, not a curated record. The transcript has 7 exons. The coding region runs from base 181 to 1263 and encodes 360 amino acids.
AUUUCUAGCAAGCUGUUUGUUUUGGUAACAUUUUGGGCGUUUUAUACUUUUUCACCCUAGGCAGGUAUUAUUUAUUGUGGCCUAUACUGCCUAUGUAAUGCACCCAACUGGUAUCCAGAAGGAUAUAAAGAACACUAAAAGCUGCACUGUGUGGUCUCUGUUUAAGCUCUAAGCAGAAAAAUGGUAUCCAAGCAGGCUUUCCUCUUCAGCCUUGGUUCGCUCUACCUCUCCCUCCUCUUUGUGUUUCUCCUUAUGGAUGUUUAUGCCAGGCCUGCAAACAAUUCUGCUCUCAAGGUAGAAGGAAAAGAAAAGGCCACAGACAAUAAAGAUGAAAAUGAAAUUAUGCCCCCGGACCAUCUGAAUGGAGUAAAGAUGGAAAUGGAUGGUCACCUCAACAAGGAGUUCCACCAAGAGGUUUUCCUCGGUAAAGAAAUAGAAGAAUUUGAUGAAGAUUCUGAACCCCGAAGGAACAGAAGGAAACUGGCAGCUAUUUUUGCCAAAGUGGAUAGAAAUGAGGACAAGCAGAUUAGUGCAAAUGAGAUGCAGCGGUGGAUCAUGGAGAAAACCGAAGAGCAUUUUCAAGAGGCAGUGAAUGAGAAUAAGCUUCACUUCCGUGCUGUGGAUCCAGAUGGUGACGGGCAUGUGUCGUGGGAUGAAUACAAGAUAAAGUUUUUAGCCAGUAAGGGAUUCAAUGAGAAAGAGGUGGCAGAAAAACUGAAGAAUAAUGAGGAUUUGAAGAUUGACGAAGAGACACAAGAGGUACUGGAUAACUUGAAGGAUCGUUGGUUCCAAGCAGACAAUCCCCCUGCAGACCAGCUCCUGAAUGAAGAGGAGUUUCUGUCCUUCCUGCACCCUGAGCACAGUCAAGGCAUGCUUAAAUUUAUGGUGAAGGAGAUUAUACGCGACCUAGAUCAGGAUGGUGAUAAGAAGCUGACUUUGUCUGAGUUUAUCUCUCUUCCUGUGGGUACUGUUGAAAACCAGCAGGCUCAGGAUAUCGAUGAUGACUGGGUACGGGAUAGGAAAAAGGAAUAUGAAGAAGUUAUUGAUGCUAACCAUGAUGGUAUUGUCACAAUGGAGGAGCUAGAGGAAUACAUGGAUCCUAUGAAUGAAUACAACGCUCUCAAUGAAGCCAAGCAGAUGAUUGCAGUCGCUGAUGAAAAUCAGGAUCAUCAUUUGAGUUUAGAAGAAAUUCUGAAGUACAGCGAGUAUUUCACAGGCAGCAAACUUAUGGAUUAUGCCCGCAAUGUUCAUGAAGAAUUCUGAGUCUCACGUCCAAAAUUUCAUCCAUACGGCACCUCUCUACAUAGUCUACAGCAGUGUCAGUUAUUAUGAACUGAUCUCUCUUGCAUUGGAAUGAGAAGAGGCGCUUCUACCAGUUACUGCUGCUAAUUUACCUGUGUAUUCGUAGUGUGCGUUAUUGUGUGGGGCUUCUGCCUUCCCCACCAAGAGCUACAUUCAUUGCAGGAUAUGUACAGAAAUACUUGCUUUUAUUCACUUAUAUACAUAUAUAUAUUUUUACAUCAACCAUUAGUGUAAUGACCCUGCUAUUCAGUCAUAUCUAUAAAGCAGGUCCUUGGUGCAAAAAGACUUAAGCCACAAAGCGCCGUGCAUACAAUAGGUGUUAUUAGCAAGGUUAUAGCUGCUUCUUAAGGGGGGAAGGGUUAAACAUUGGCAUUCUGGCCUCUUGGCAUUUAUAUGCAUCUGGGUUUCAUGCUGUGGUUGGAGUCAUGGUGUCAUGCUAUAUUUUAUAGAAGGCCAGUAGAAGAUAAUGGCAUUCAUUCAUAUCAACAAAAGCCGCCUUUAAUUUGUGUAUAAAUCUUUCUUUGUGGUGAGGGGACAACAAAAAAGUUUCCAAGGGAAAAAAUUUGUCUAUUUCUUGUUUCCUCUUUUGCUUCCUGAAUUCUGCAGCAGUGUUACUUUCCAGGCAGUGUACAUUUGUUAGGCAGUCCCAGUUUGCAUCACUUGGAUUAUACAGGGUAAACCCCUAAGGGAUGUUCCACUACUGACUCUGACUCUCGAGGCUCUGAGCGACCGUAUGUCUCUGCUGCAGGGAUUCUCUAGCCUGUCUCCUUACUUAUCAGAGGCACCACCCAGGCUUCAUCUCUUUGAAACCUUACUACCAAAACUAGAAUUUCACAUACAGGUUUCUGCUAUAAAGAGACCAGCUGGACUGCAGUACUUUGAAUAGGCAGCUACUGCCAUUUAGGGAAAGCACAGAGGCCACUCAGUCUGACAGUAGUGUGAUACAAUAUCUGCCUAUCAGGGAUGUCCAGUGUCAGUGCAACAGGAUAGGAACCCUCAGGAAUAAGACUGAGAGCAGGUUGAAAAGAUCAGAAUAAUAUCCCCAAAUGAACAAGCUGGGCAUAAGCUUGGCAACAAUUGUUUUUGCUGUUAUUUUUUUAUAAUUGUUGUAAUAUAUAAUUUCUAUGCAUAAAUAUUAUAUGUAAGAUUAUGGAUUAACUGGUAUAACAUGCUUAACUUAAAUCCUUACCAUGCUUUGUGUCUGGAAUCUGCUUGUAAAUAAACUUAAAUUAUACUGAAA